This is a messenger RNA of Naegleria lovaniensis, 2553 nucleotides long. RefSeq lists its product as uncharacterized. The coding region runs from base 1 to 2553 and encodes 850 amino acids. The transcript has a single exon. The record is from RefSeq and is a predicted model, not a curated record. Lineage: Eukaryota; Heterolobosea; Eutetramitea; Acrasida; Naegleriidae.
AUGCACAAACUCUCUCUGCUCCUCGUACUGAGCUGGCUAUUUCUCUUCCAAUUACUGUUGCAUGUGAACGUGGUGGCAGCAACAACGUUUUACAUGUCUCCAAAUGGACGUGACAGAAACAAUGGCCUCUCAACCACAAGACCAUUCCAAUCAUUCUCGAAGGCAUUUUCUACAAUGUCCAGAGGUGAUUCAUUGAUCUUGCUCGAUGGUGUUUAUUCUGAAAAUGCUGGAACUGGUGUCAUUGUUAAUCCACUCAACGGAGGUUCAAGCUUGUCAGCACAGCCACUGUCAGGUGUCAAUCUCACCAUACCAACCAUGAUUCGAGCUCUCAAUCCAGGACAAGUUCGAAUCCAAGGUGGUUUACAAAUUGGUACCUCCACACGAAAAGAUACUUUUAUUACAAUUCAGGGAAUCACCUUUGAAGGCGACUCGGUGAUUGAAAAUUGUGAUUUUUGCACCGUUCAACAAUGUGGAUUUUACGGAUCGUUGUGGAUUGGAACCAAUAAUCACCAAAUGGACAAUCAGUACAAUCUCAUUGAAGAUUGUUGGGUAUGGGGUUCUCAACGACGAAUUUUUGCAGGACUAUUCCAAUCGAAUUACAAUGUCUGGAGACGAGUUGUGAUUCGAGGAGAUGGUUGUGGAGUUCCUGCAUGUGCGACCGCUCCCAAUGUUGGAUUCGCUGUUUAUCAAGCUCAUGACAAUAUCAUUGAGAAUGUUCUUGUGAUGGAUCGAAUUUUGGCUCCAACAGAUUCUUCAUUUGCCGAUUUUGCUGCGGCUUCUCAAUCUCAAGAUUCGAAUUUUUUCAGUGGACGAAACAAAUGGUUGGGCUGUAUGUCCAUUCAUUCCCCUGAUAGUGGAUUUUAUUUUGAACCAGAUAGAACUCUCGAUCCAACCUUUGUAUUGCGUCAUUGUGUGUCUGUGAAUUCGAAUGGAACUGGUUUUAACAUGGCACGAAAUGGUUCCAAUCUUGUUUUGGAGAAUUUAAUGGCCAUUCGCUCACAAUGGGACGGAGUGAGAGUUGGACCUGAAGACGCUCUCUUGAGUGGUACCGUGCGAAAUAUUGUUUCAUUUCAAUCAGGACGUUAUGGAUUCAAUUCAAAAUUUGAGCCUUCCUAUGUGAAUGUGUUUGGUUCUGGUAUUUCGAAUUUUCAACAAACCAGUGGAACUCUUGGAGUUUCGACCACAGAUCCAACUGCAGCAGGAGCUUUAAAGUAUCCAGUUCGUAUCGAAACAAAUUCAUUCCUUGAUGGAGCUGGUUUCUCUGGUGAGAAUAUUGGAGCAGAUAUUUUACAAAAGUAUGGGGAUGACGGUUCUCGAUUUGGAGAUCUUUUUGUUGAACGACAAACAGUGUCCUUGUGGCCAUGGCCAUAUGAAGAUCGAAUCAAAAAGGAAAUGUGUAGUAAUGGAACAACACGAGGUUUUUGUUCAUUGGGAAGGCAAUUGGAUGGUGUCAGCUCUGUCACUUUGACUUCCUAUAUUUGGGAAUUAUUGGGAAAUGCCAUUCCUAAUACCAUAUAUCCAUCAUGCUUUGGUUUGACAGCUCCAAAUCCAGGUGUGUGUUCGUCUCACGGCUUAUGUGUGGCUCAGGACAAUUGUGUUUGCAAUACGUAUUACUAUGGACCACAAUGUCAGUUUUCAAAUUGUGCCAAUCAUGGAAACUUUUCUAACGUGACCAUGACCUGCAAUUGUUUUAGUGGAUACACUGGCAUGAAUUGUGAAAUUCCAAUUUGUAACAACAUUCCAGCCAAUGACACUUCCAAUGUUUGUUCUCGACAUGGAACCUGUGUGGACAUGAAUGCUUGUAUGUGCGAAUCGGGUUACCAAGGUUCUGAUUGUCAAAUUCCAUUGUGUUACGAUAUUUUGGCCUCCAAUCCAACCGUAUGUUCUGGACAUGGAGCAUGUAUUGAUUACAACCAAUGUGUAUGUGUCAUGCCACCAAAUGCCUACACGGGAGUUGAAUGUGAAAUUCCCAUUUGUUACAAUAUAUCUGCUACAGAUCCAAGAGUUUGUUCUUCCCAUGGAGCGUGUAUUACUCCCGAUCAAUGCAGUUGUGCAUCGCAAUUUUUUGGAUCUCAAUGUGAACAAACCAUGUGUUACGGAGUUUCAUCUACGAAUACCACCAAAGCAUGUUCUGGAAAUGGACAAUGUGUCUCAUUCAACAAUUGUCAAUGUCGAGAGGGGUUUACUGGCUUGCAAUGCGAAACUCAAACUUGUUUCUCAAAGGCAGCGAAUGAUAGUUCAGUAUGUCAUUCACACGGUCGAUGCGUUGGUCCCGAUCAAUGUCAAUGUGAUAUCAAUUGGAUUGGAUUUGAUUGUUCUGUUUUUGCAUGCAUUCCAGUCAUAGAUGGUACGACUUUGAAUCAAACGUUGCAAUGUAAGAAUGAAAAUGAUACAGGAAAUAUUAAGCAAGAGCUACAAGUACAAACACUCUCAAAUAUUACUCAAUUAGAUUCAAAGAAUGUCACAUUUUCAACGUUUCAAAACAUUCUCGUUUCAUUUCCUUCGAAUAUUUCCUCUCAAAUUGGAAACAACCAAGUAACAACCAUUUCUUAA